UUUCCUUAAAGGAGAUAUGUUUAUUCUCCAUAAUGAAUUGGAAGAUGGCUGGAUGUGGGUUACAAACCUACGAACAGAUGAACAAGGUCUUAUUGUAGAAGACCUGGUAGAAGAAGUGGGAAGAGAAGAAGAUCCACAUGAAGGCAAAAUAUGGUUCCAUGGGAAGAUCUCCAAACAAGAGGCUUACAAUUUGCUGAUGACAGUUGGUCAGGUGUGCAGUUUUCUUGUGAGGCCUUCAGAUAACACACCUGGUGAUUAUUCACUUUAUUUUCGGACCAGUGAAAAUAUUCAACGUUUUAAAAUAUGUCCAACAUCAAGCAAUCAGUUUAUGAUGGGAGGCAGAUAUUAUAAUAG
Molecule: messenger RNA, 354 nt
Organism: Mesitornis unicolor (brown roatelo)
Lineage: Eukaryota; Metazoa; Chordata; Aves; Mesitornithiformes; Mesitornithidae
Product: ras GTPase-activating protein 1-like
Exons: 4
Molecular function (GO): protein binding
Source: RefSeq, a predicted model, not a curated record